This is a messenger RNA of Lobosporangium transversale, 3639 nucleotides long. Its product is annotated as fungal-specific transcription factor domain-domain-containing protein. Lineage: Eukaryota; Fungi; Mortierellomycota; Mortierellomycetes; Mortierellales; Mortierellaceae. The coding region runs from base 276 to 3497 and encodes 1073 amino acids. The record is from RefSeq and is a predicted model, not a curated record. Gene Ontology annotation, biological process: DNA-templated transcription. Gene Ontology annotation, molecular function: DNA binding; zinc ion binding. The transcript is spliced from 2 exons.
ACCGCAAGGGCCACGAUCAUAAUAGUGAAAGCAAGGCCAAUAAAAUGCAUGUCAAAGAUAUUGGCAAGUACGGAGUUCCUUUAGACGAGUGGCAAAAACAAGACGAAUCGUCAACCACUUCGAGCCCUGGCAGGAAAACAAGUAAGUCAACACCUUUGUAACCCUGCCCAAGAGUUUAAUUGAUAUUAGGGAUGUAAAUUAUUUUUAUAAAAAAAAAGGUACCGUGGGAGAACGCUGAGGGCGCAAGUCAUAGCCAACAAUGGGUGAAUGAGGUGAUGGGGCGAAAGUGGGCCUUGGGGCUGCAAAUUAAUAAUAAAAUAAAAAGAGCACUGCGGUAUUUGUCUGAUCCAUCCGAAGCGGAGCGCAACCAAGGCACUUCUCAUUCAAGCCCGAACACAAAGCAGCCGCAGCAGACGCCGCUGGGGCCAUUAGGUCCUAUGGCCCACACACUGCAAGCAUCGCCAAUGCAAAUGCCCAUUUUCCAAAACUUCCUGCAGGCCCCUAUGCCCCAGGAUAUAUUACUCCAACAACAUCACCAGCAGUUCUUGCAGGAGCAACUGCGCCAACAGCAGCUGCAGCAGCAUCUCCACCAACAUCAACAACAGAGUCAACCUCAAAGCCAAAGCCAAAGCCAAAGCCAAAGUCAGACCCCACUUUUGGUUCAGUCUCCGCCCUCAAACUCGAUUCAAGACAUCAAUACCUGUAUUGACGAUCUCGAGAGCAAACAUACCCAUAAUACUCUGGUUUAUAUCAUGGAGUCCCUCAAGCUUAAUGACAAUAACAAUCAGGCCGGCAGAAAAGCUUAUGAUCUCGUCGUUGAGAAAAAGUCUGAGGAUCCCAACUCAGUGCCACCACCUGAGAUAUCUCUUCCAUCAGAAUUGACCUUGCCUACGCGUUCUACUGACCUUCCCAGUAUCGAGAUUAGGGACCACCUUGUGGACACCUAUUUUACUUAUCGAUAUCCUAUCUGGCCUAUUAUUCACAAGACCAUUUUUUUGAGUCAGCUGCAUGAUCCUAAUAGCACCCCAUCACUACUGCUCCUGAAUGCAUUGUUUGCAUAUGCAUCACGCUACUCGUCCUGGCAGGUCCUUCGAUCCGAUCCAGAUAAGCCAGAGACAGCAGGCCAGCUGUUUCUGGAACGUGCACAAACCAUGCUCCCAGCUUUCUUGAUGGCCCCUAGACUUUCAACAGUCCAAGCUUUGCUCUUUUUAGCUCAACUUGAGGAUAAUGCAACUCAGCGACAUACUUAUCACAGUAUGGCUGUUCGGAUGGCUCAAUUGCUCGAUCUCCAUAAAAGUUGUCAACACAUGGGCCUUCCUGACGAUGAAAGGGAGACUCGUCGCUGCAUUUGGUGGACCUGCUACAUGAAUGAUCGCCUGUUGGCGCUUUCGACCCGAAAGCCGGCGAUUAUCCAUGAUGGUGAUUGCAACAUUGAUUUACCCUUCCAAGAACAUAUCUAUGAUGGUCCCGGAAACAAUUCAGUAUCGCUUUCCCAUUACUAUUCGCCACCUCAACUCUUUCAUCAGUUACUGUUGCUAAGUAAGAUUGUAGGUGGCGUUCUUAAGCAUUUCACCAAAGUAGCCAACAAGCGAUAUCGUAGUCCAGAUGCGCAUGAGUUAGCGCUUACAGCCUUGGAUGAAUCGCUGUUUACUUGGCUUGCCUCACUACCCGAUCAUCUGCAGUACAACCCAGGCCCUGACUCUCUCACAACAAAGACCUUGCCAUCACCGUAUGUUGCUGCAUUACACCUGUAUUUUUACUCGAUCCUUCAUACACUUCAUAACCCAUAUAUGGACUCCUCUAAUCCUCGUGCCACGAAUGACAUGCCAAAGUCGUCUCCUUCUUUGGAGCGAUGUACAUUGGCAGCCUCCAUGAUUACGAGUUUGUCCCGCUCUCUUUGUUUCCAGCCGCAGUACGGGCUUAACUUCGGAACCCAGUGCUAUGCCAUUUUACACGCUGCUAUAAUGCAUCUCACCAACACUGCCAACACGACAUCUUAUCAGAGUUUGAAGUCCAAGUCGCAGUUUAUCUCAACCCUCAGUGUCAUCAAGGCAUACUCUCAGCACUAUGCAUUUGAAGGCGUCAAGAAGAGUUCGGAUGUUAUGGACAAUAUCUACAAUUGGCAAGUAGCAAGACAGCAAGAAGAUAGUCCAAGUCCCUCAUUAGGUCAGUCUACACCUUCGGCUGCGUCUUCAGUCUCGGUAUCGUCGCCCAACCAGACAACAAUCAUGCGCGAGGUCAAGCAUCCAGACCAUCACCAUGUUCUUCAUCACCUGCACCAUCCGUACCUUCGUUCAGAGUCAACUCCAUCAAGUCCAAGACUAGGGCCUAAUUCGUCAUCUGGAUCAAGCUUUCCUUCUCUCUGCAUUCCCUCUUCACCUGCUCCGACUCAUGAGAGCGUUUUAACAUCCAGGACGCGAUCACCCCACGCUUGGCAACUCUCCCAUAGCAAUAGUGUAGCAACCAGUUUGGCGAAUACGCCAACAAAUAUCGGAAGUCCGUUAAUCAAGCCAGAAGGGGAGAGGACUUCCAGACUAUCUGCAGGCAUGAAUACUUCAAACUUUCGCACGGCGGUCAACUGUUCAUCUGAGCCUACUCCCGAAUCUCAAGCACUGCUUUCUGAUAUUUAUAGCCAAAACCCAACAAUUACGUUUGAUAAUGGUCGAGUUUCACCACUGGACCAGACUUCUUUAGGCGCAAUUCUUGGAUUUGAACUACCCCAUAGUGCAAACGAAGAGGAAGAUAAUGCCUAUUGGAACGCGCAAGCCAACUCAUUGGGAGGCAUGGAUGGUUGGAAUCAACAAUUGAUGACAGCUCAGGAACAUGUAUCUUAUAAGAGUUCUGUGGGUGGGCCGACGGAAUAUUUGGGUGGCAACAAUAGCCUGGGUUCAUUAGAGGCUGGUUACCUUGAUGCUCUAGGAGCCGCGAAUGGGAUUGACUUUUCCGGUUUUGGUGUCGGAGCCACUGGAACAAGUUUUGGAACUACUUUUGGAAAUCCCAGCACUAUGAUGGGCCACAAUUUUGUUUUUCAAACACAGCAACAGCGUGAACAGGAACAGCGCCAACAACAACAGCAGCAGCAGCAGCAGCAACAACACUCACCUCUCUUUUCUCAAACGUCUGGUCAAAGUCAGCAAGAUGCUUCGCAGAUGUUUAUCAAACAGGAACCAUUCCAGUUUUCACAAGAUCUCGUGAACCAGGUCUACCAAAAAACACUUUCUGUGAUGGAGAAUGGAAUCAACAAUGAAGGCAAACAGAGUCCUUUAAGGAAUACCAGUGCCAGUGCGAGCCCUCUAUCCGAUAUGACACUACCAGUGCCGAUACUCAAGACAGAGCCGGAUAUACAUCAACAGCAACUCUUGCAUAGACAGAUGUCUGAAGGACGGAGCGAUGAUACCCUUGGUCUUGAUAUGCAUUCAGAUACUUCGAGCUACUUCAAUUCGCCUUUAGAUGGGUUAGACACGACGAUGGAGGACAUUGCUGAGGAAACUUGGUGAUCCAUUGGCUUUUUUAAUUUUUAAUUUUUGUUAUUUACUCACCUGUACAUAUAGCAUUUUUAGACUUUUUACCUUCAUUGCGGCUGCUCACAUAUGAGUUGCAAGAACUACAUAAACAUAUUUUGAGGAUAAAAAACACAUU